CACUCAGGUAGUGUAAAAUAUAAAAAAAGACUAUGCAUUAAAUAAUUCAUUUGCAAAUUUUCCAUCAAUUGUUCUUAACAUUCUUCAUGUUUCCUCCAAUUCUCAAUUUUGUUUAUGUUUCCGCUUUUCUUUAGUUCAAUCUCCUCAACCUUCUUUUGACUGAUAUUAAAUGCUACUUGAUUAGCAUGCAUCAUACUCCUCCUCCUCCUUCUACUACUACUACUACUACUACUACUACUACCACUACUACUACUACUACUACUACUACUACCACUACUACUACUACUACUACUACUACCACUACUACUACUACUACUACUACUACUACUACUACUACUACUACUACUACUACUACUACUACUACUACUACUACUACUACUACUACUACUACUACUACUACUACUACUACUACUACUACUACUACUACUACUACUACUACUACUACUACUACUACUACUACUACUACUACUACUACUACUACUACUACUACUACUACUACUACUACUACUACUACUACUACUACUACUACUACUACUACUACUACUACUACUACUACUACUACAACUAACACUACUACUACUACUACUACUACUACUACUACUACAACUAACACUACUACUACUACUACUACUACUACUACUACUACUACUACAACUAACACUACUACUACUACUACUACUACUACUACUACUACUACUACUACUACUACUACUACUACUACUACUACUACUACUACUACUACUACUACUACUACUACCAAGAAUGAUAAUAAUAUCAACUAA
Molecule: messenger RNA, 782 nt
Organism: Schistosoma guineensis
Lineage: Eukaryota; Metazoa; Platyhelminthes; Trematoda; Strigeidida; Schistosomatidae
Source: the annotation of a GenBank genome assembly